GCGCUUGUUGGACAGAGUUAACGUAGUGAGGCUGCUGGAGGAGCUGGUCUCCACCACCACAACAGGAUUGGCAAGACUGCUGUCACAUUAGGUGACCUGCAGUCCAGGCUGAGCACAACUGACCCAAUCUGUGGAUUUCUGUCACACUUCACACUUGUCCUUUAUUGCUAAAGCUACACACAGUUGCUGAAGGCAGUGUGGUGGUACCCAGGACUGGACAUCCUGAGGAGCCAGAGCUGCAGAGGAGCAGGCCUCACUCUGAACCUAUCCCUCUAAAGAACCGCAUGGCCAUGUAUCAAGCUGCUGUUUCCAACCAGGACACACCAGGCUUUUCCAACAGGGUCAUGAAGGAAGCUGAUGUCUGUUCUGUGUCUGGAGGGCUGGCCAGCAUUCGCAGACAGUUUGAAAGUGAAGAGAAGUCUUCCACUCGCAUAGUGACAGAGUUUCAUGCCACACACAGAUCCAUGCAGGAAGUGUCAGACUCAUCUGAGCUAUCAGUGAGAAGCGGAAUUAAAGGAGGAGAAUCCCAACAGGCUGAAAGGGUUUCACAUCAGACUGUUCACCAUGGAGUGGCCUCUUCUAGUGUUGAAAACUAUCAUAGUGAGAAUGAUGAAGAGGAGUAUUAUCCAAAACUCUCAGCCAAAGAGCUGGCACGGCACUUUGAGAAGACCAUUGAGGAAGCUUCUCCAAAUAAGAAAAUCAAGACUGAACAUAGAGUCAGCCAUUCUCAGAAGGCCUCUGAUAUAAAAGUAUCCUAUCAGACCUUGGUGGAUGACGCGUGUGUCCUGUCAAACAAUAUAGCAGAAGCUUCUGGAACAGAUUCAGGGCAUUUAGGAUUAGUGCCUUUUAAUGAUUAUGAUGAAGACUUCGAUUACUUACCUCCUCCACCACCAGACUUACUGGAGGAUCUUUCUGAAGACAUAGUUUUCCCAGAGCCCCCUGAACCAACACCCCCAAAGAAGCACAUCAUUCACAAAGAUCAAUAUUGUAAACAGAGAGAACUGCAGGAAGUGAAGCGCCUAUGCAAGCACAUUCACCCAGAUGUUAGGAAAGACCUGGAGCGAGAGUUGUAUAACAACAUAAAUGAGAUUGACAUGGAUGAGGAGAUGGUAGGUGAUGUACAAGAUGCCAUACACCAGUACAAAGACAGUUGUAGCAGCCCUAAUGGGAGCCCAGAGAGAGAAUGUCUGGAAUGGGAUGAAAUCUUGCAAGGGGAGGUACAGUCUAUGCGCUGGAUGUUUGAAAAUAAACCUCUCGACUGCAUUAAGAACUGUUCGGAUGACGAUGAGGAAAGCGGAAAUAGACUUCAGCAAGAAAUCAUAGCUGGAGGUGAUGUAAAAAACACUGCUUUAUUGUUUGAGACUCAACAUGCAUUAAAGCUGGAUGCUAGUAAGUCUGCAAAGAAAACUUCUUACAAUGAAAUGGGUAAAAGUGAUGUUCGUGCAGCAGCCUGGCUGUUUGAAACAAAGCCAAUGGACACACUGAAUAAGAUGCAUGGUGACGAUGAGCAAACCAAAGAGGUUAUCUUCACACAAGAAGCAGUCCAUGGUAAUGUGAAAUCUAUGCGGUACAUGUUUGAAAACCAGGGAAUGGAUUCUGUGGGUGAUACUGAAACCAUGGAUGAAAAGCACCUUCUAAGACUGAAAUCUGUCAUGGAAGAGAUUAAAGCUGAUGGGAAGACAACUGUCUGGCACUUUGAAACCCAGUGCAUGUGUGUUUUAAGGGAGCACUCAGGUCAAAUAGUAGAAAUCACGUGUGUUCGUCGUGAAGAGACAGAGAAAGGUGAUGUCAAAACAUCACGGUGGCUUUUUGAGACACAGCCUCUUGACAUAAUCAACAAAGACCUUUCUGAAGUUAAGCUUAUCUCCAGUAUUUCGCUGGAAGACAGUAUUGAAGGUGAUGUCAAAACAGGAAGAUGGUUAUUUGAAGCAAAAAACCUUCACUCUUCAGUUGAAGAAUGGGAAAGUAUACUUAGACAACGGACAGAGGAGAUUAUUGGGGCAGAUGUACGCAAACAAUGUAUGAUGUUUGAGACACAGCCCAUGGAUACACUAAAAGAUGAUUCCAACUCCAGGCCCAUCACCACUGAAAUCAUUGGCGGUGAUGUACAAACAGUAAGACAUUUAUUCGAAGCAGCACCAUUAGAAGAACUGAAAGAACUGCCAGAGGUGGGAAAGCUGAAGAAAAGUCUAGCAACUGAUGAAGAUAAAGGGGAUCUUCGACACCAAAAAUGGAUGUUGAUGAAUCCACAUCUAGAGAACAUACAAAAUGAGGAUGAUGGACCGGGAAAGCUAAAAAAAAUAGCUGCCUUGGAAGACGAGAAGGGUGAUGUAAAACAUCAAAAAUGGCUAUUUGAAAACAAGAGACUCGAAGAUAUCAGAGAGGAAAAGAAGGAACUAAUGAAAAUGAUUAACACCGAACAGAUAGAUGAAGAAUACUACAAAGGUGAUGUGCGCAAGAAUUGCUGGGUAUUUGAGACUCAGUCUAUGGACACAUUAAAGGAUGAUUUGAAUGCCAGAGCUCUGAAAACUGAAGAAAUUAUUGGAGGUGAUGUUCAAAGUGCCAGACACUUUUUUGAAACUAUACCAGAAGAUGAGUUGAAGGAACUCGCAGAAGUGGGGAAACUCAAAAAAACGGUGACAGCUGAAGAGGAGAUGGGUGAUGUUCAGUACCAGAAACUGGUGUUUGAAAGCCAGCCACUAGAACAAAUUAGGGAUGAAAAAAAGGAAAUGACUAGAACAGUAAAUUUAGAGGAUAUUGAAAAAGUGGAUGUAACAAAUUACAUGCAAAUCUUUGAAACAUGUGAUGUGAGCAGAUAUGAUGAAAGUCAAAGAAUUCAAGUUGAAGGUGUGACCAAAGGCUCUGUACAAUCCAACAAAGAGUUAUUUGAAUCUGUUCCAAUUUAUGCCAUGCAGGAUAGCUCAGGCCACUACCAUGAAUUGAAAACUGUGAGGCGUGAAGAGGUUGUGAAAGGAGAUGUGAAAACCUGUAAGUGGAUGUUUGAAACCUGCCCUAUUGACCAGUUUGAUGAAAGUAUAAGCAAGUACCAAGUCAUUAAAGGCAUUACUCAGCAAGAGGUCGAAACAGGUACAGUCAAAACAGCUAAAUGGCUUUUUGAAACACAGCCGCUUGAUGCCAUCAAAUACUUCAGCAAUAUUGAAGAUGAAGAGUGUGUUAUUAAAGAGACAAGUGAUAUAGUGAAAGGUGAUGUAAAGACAUGUAAGUGGCUAUUUGAGACCAAACCGAUGGAUGUGCUGUAUGAAAAGGUUGAGCUCAAGAGUGAAAAUGGAAAUAACGAGGUUCAGAAAGGUGACGUUAAAACCUGCACCUGGCUCUUUGAAACUCAAGCGCUUGAUACCAUCCGAGAUGAGUCUGAGACUAUGUUGAAAACGUGCACUGUAAAGCAAGAAGACAUUCAGGGAAAAGAUGUACGUACGGCUUGCUUCCUCUUUGAGACCGAGAACAUUGAAAAGAUCACCGGAGAGGAUGGAUGCACGUUUAAACAGGUGACUGAGAUUGAUAUCCAUUCUGGAGAUGUAUCACGAAUGAAAUACAUAUUUGAGAACCAGUCUUCUGAUGUCAUGACCUCAACUUCAGAGGAAUUCAUGCGCCAGCUGAGGUCAGACCAAGCUGAGGACAUUAAGAAAGGAAAUGUAGGAAAUUGCAAAUGGCUCUUUGAAAAUCAUCCAAUAGAUACAAUCCAUGAGAACCCAAAUGAAGUAAAGGAGACACGCACUGUGACUGACAUCCAAGGAGGCAAUGUGGAUAAGGGUCGAUGUGUUUUUGAGACUUGUACUUUAGAUAAAAUCCAAGAGAUCUCUUCUGAAUCAGAGAUGAAAAAACUGCAGAGAAUAAUCUGUGAAGAUGAGGAGAAAGGAGAUGUGAAAAAUUAUGCAAUGAUGUUUGAAACUCAGCCACUUUAUGCUAUCCAGGACAAAGAAGGGCAUUACCAUGAAGUCACCACACUUACAAAAGAAGAGAUACUGAAAGGGGACGUAGUGGGCACCCGUUGGUUAUUUGAAACCAAGCCACUUGAUUCCAUUAGAGAUACCAAUGAAGUCUACCUAAUCAAAGCUGUCACUGAAGAGGAGGUUCUCAAAGGUGAUGUCAAUUCUGCUAGAUGGAAAUUUGAAACACAACCUCUUGACAAGAUUACUGACCACAGCCAAAUCUCUGUUAAAACCGUGGAAGACAUUAGAGGCGGUGAUGUAAAGACAAACAAAGAGCGCUUUGAAUCCGACCUAAUGUCACAGAAGUUAGUACGCACUGUUAGCAUGAGUGAGAUUCAUAAAGGCGAUGUUAGGGCAGCUAAGUGGAUGUUUGAGACUCGCACCAUUGAUCAGAUCCAUGGGGAAAACACUGAAAACCAGAUGGAGAAAGUUGUUGUGGAAGAACAGGUCAAAGGGGAUGUAAAACAAUCUGUGUGGUUGUUUGAGAAAAAUCCACUCAAUAGUAUCAAUGAAAAGGGGGAGACUGAGAAACUUAUUUGUGAAGAAAUACCCACAGGAGAUGUGAAAACAACAACUUGGCUUUUUGAAACUACUCCUUUGCCUGACUUCAAUGCAAACAGUGCAGAAAAAACUGAAAUCAUUGGAAAGAGUAUAAAAGAAACCCUUAAUGAACUAUACAGUCACAGAAUGGUAGAAUCCAAAGGGAUUAUAAUAGAGACUGAUGAGAUUGGAGAUGUGCGCAUGGCUAAGUAUAAUCUAAUGAAUAAAGAGUCGCCUGAGAUUCAGAAGGAAGAAAUAAUCAAAGGAGACUUGCAGAACAUCAUGAUGAAUCUCCUCUACAGGCAAGAGACGAAAGAAGAAAGAAUUGUUAUCAGUGCAGAGGAAAGAGGAAAUAUCAGUAGCACUGUGGAACAGCUGUUCAACCAGGAUUCUGGCAUUAAUGUAGAAAAAGAGGAAAUUAUUCGGGGUGACAUUCAAGAAGCCAUAAACAACCUAUUGAUGGAGGAGAGUGCUGGCAAACAUGGAAUUCUUAUACAGGAGGAUGAAAAAGGAGAUGUUCGCAUGACUAUAUAUUCUCUUUUUAAUAAACAAGAGGAUACCAAUAUUGAAAAAGAGGAUGUGACUAAAGGCAAUGUAAAAGGCUGUCUAGAAAAACUUUAUAAUCCAGUUACAGAACAAAUUAAUAGAAUUAAGGUAGAUGAAACUGAAAAGGGAAAUGUGAGCUUUUAUUCAACUUGCAUUGAGUCAGGGGCUCUGGUCUACUUGAAACAGCUCCAAACAGAGCAUGACGAGAUUGAAAUAAGUAAGAAAGAAAAGGAAGAGAUUGUUUGUGGUGAUAUUAAAGGGACAAGACAAAGCCUUAUGGAUAACCAGGCUAAAAUCUGUCGCCUUGUGGAUAGGGAAGAUAUUGUGCCUGGUGAUGUCCAUAACGCAGUCAAGGUUUUCAUGACAGAGCCUUCAACUGAACAUCUCCAGAAAGAAGAAAUAGUAGGAGGUGAUUUAAGAGCUGCACUGAACUCUCUGACACAGUCUAUAAAUCAGUCGGUUGUUCAGGAGAAAGAGGAGGUUGUAAAAGGUGACAUAUCCACUGCCCUCAAGUCUCUUCAGGAUGCCCAAAUGCAUCCUAAAGAGGUAGAAAAGCCUGAAAUCAUCCCUGGCAACAUCAAAGGAGCAUUGAAAUCGCUAAAAGACUUGGCUACUGCUAAAGUUGAAAUUGUUAUUGAAGAUUUAGUUCCAGGUGAUAUCAAAGGGACAUUAAAAUCGUUGGAGGAAGCCAAGCGAGCAGUGAAAGAAGUGGAGAAAGAUGAAAUUGUUAAGGGUGACAUAAAUUCAGCCUUGCAGAGUCUACAAGACGCUUCUAAUGAGCGAAAGGUUUAUCAGCAAGAGAUAGAUGUCCAAGGAAAUGUGAAAGGGACAAUUCAGCUCUUAUUAGAACCUCCUUCAACUGCCAAAAUGCAGCGCAGAGCCAGUGCAGAGGGUGACGUAAAGAUGUCCAUCAAAUCACUAUAUGAGACACAAGAGCAAGUGCUGUCAGAAAAGGAUGAGGUGAUUAAAGGUGAUGUUAAGGGUACAAUCAAAUGCUUGCUAGAAACAGCACAACGAGCAAGCCCAAAGGUUCCCAGAAAAGAGCCAAUAAGAAAAGGGAAAGUUCCUAAAGCAAAAAAGUCUCCCUCUCAACAAAAGAUUCAAUCACCUUCCAGUACAGUAAAGAAGUUAACCAGUCAGACUAUGAAUGAAAAUAUUGUAACCACCAAAUCAUUGCAAAGUGAAUCCACAUCUCAUGAGAAAAACACGCUCGUCACUCAAAACCCUCCCAGCACACAGGCAUCAAAAACCACUGUGCUAGAACACAAAACAAUAUUGCAGACUCACGAGGUUAAAACUUUAAAGACUGAAUUUCGCAAUCUCAAAACAAACCUUAAAGGUAUAAUAAGAUUAGAUAAAAGCAAAGCCAGAGAGCAAGAGGUUCCUGUACCAUCAUUUCCCUCUUCACUACCUGAGCCUGACUUCCCUGCUCCUCCAAAUCCUCCUCCAGAUUAUUAUAGCCUUUCCUUUCCUACGCCUCCUCCUGUUAUCCAGGGCGAUAAUGAUCUUCCUCCACCACCCAGUCCUCCUCCUUUUGACUUGAUAAAAUCAGAUUCUGAUCAUUUACCUCUCCCUCCUACUCCAACACCUCCUCCUGUUGUAGAACAAGAAUUCCUUCCCCCACCUCCAACUCAGAUGGAGCUAGACCUCUUUUCCAAUAUAACAGCAACCAAGCCUACUAAACUGACAGUGAAGCCAGUCAAAGCUCCUGUUUUGUGUAAAGUGCCAAAGUUGGAACCAGUUGUAUAUCUUGACAAAGUGGAUAUACAUUCUAGAUUAGCUUCACAAGAGCCUUCAGGCACUAAAACAGUGAAAAAAAUCAGCACAACAGAGACAGAAUGUAUGGUUCCAUCGGCCUCAUCCACUCUUGUCUCAUCUGAGAUCCAAUCAUCCUUUUCAGUGAAGCCACCUGAGUCCCCACAUCCUCCCUUGGGUCUUAUUCCACCAGAUUCACCACAGCCGCCAUCUCUGAAAAGUAACUUCAUAACUCCAUUAAUUAAAGCUGAGCAAAAACACAGGCAGCAGCACAAGGAGAGCCACACAUCAUCCAGCUCUGCAGCAUUUGAAAUUGACAUGUGUGAGUCUAUCAGUACAGCCCUUAAAACGCUUUCCUCAGGAGGCAAGAGCACUGUACAUUCUGAACAGGGCGUACCAUUUGAUUUCCCACAAGAGAAAACAGAAAAUAAUGUGACCAAAAUGACAUCAGACUCAGAGUUGAAUGAUUCAUCCAAGAAUGCUGCACAUUCAGAAGCUCUCCCAAGCAAGCCUUUAAUCUCUACCACAAAUAAAAAUUCUCUUUCUGAGUCUGCCAUUAUUUCCUCAGCUAAGCAGGGCAUUAUCUCUAAUCAGACAUCUCAAAGCACUACAGUCCAGCAGCAGACCACAUCUAGCACAUCUAAAAGGAAGAAAAAAUACCGGGCCAUGACAACAAGUAUUCAGCAUGUGACCUCGAGUCAUGUUAAACAGCCAGAGAUGGUUAUUAGCAAUACUGCACAGGUAACUGCAAAUGUCCUGGGAUUAGGUGAAGAAAAACACAGCCCAAUUGCCUCUACCGAUAACUCUGUGAAUAGUGUGACUGAGUUAGAAAGUGGCAAAAAAGAUAUUGUAAAUAAUAGAUUGAUUGAAAAAUCUGUUGUGGAAAAAAAUAAGAAAAUUAAUAUCUCUGAAGAAACAGGCCAGAGAAAGACAUCCCCUGAUCAGAGCAACACUUCUAAGGUAAAUAUAGACACAGAAAUUAAAGACGCUGAGCAAAUGGUUCAAAAAGUGAAGAAAGGCCGCAAAAAAGAUGAGGGCACAGAAAAAAAGCCUGCAGCACAAACUCAAGUGGUAAAGGUGGCAGCUGAAAAUGUCCAGGUGAGAGAAAACAGAGAAAGGAAAGUCACAGGGACAGAGAUUAAAGGGGAAAAACAGGCCACACAAAAGCACGGUGAGGAUGGUCUUGCCUCUCCAAAGAAAAAGAAGAGAGCUAAAUCCAAGAAAGACAAGGACACAGCUCAGCAAGCCCAGGGGCAAACACAAAGUAAUAUUAUUCUUCCUCUGCCUGCCUCCUCCUCAGAGGUAACAUCUUCAGCUUUGACAUCUAAUCAGAAAGAAGAGGAAUUUGUGGUGGUGCAGACCCAAAAAACCAUUCAAGGAGAACACAUUGCAGUCCAUGAAGAGAUCAACAUCACGGAGAGCAAAGUUCAGCAAAGUUUGCAGCAACAGGACACGAUGGUAAAGUCUCAAAAACAGGCCAAGACUCUGAAAAAGAAGGAACGGGUUGACAGCCAACAGAAAUCUAAAGAUGAAAGUGUAAAUGUGACAGGGGAGCUGACACAAAGGAAGCCUUCCAAGACUUUGACAGAAAGCAGAGAAGCAUUACAAAGAUGUGCAGAAGCUCAGAAGUUGCUGUCUUAUAUCUCAGAGUUACAGGAAGUUACAGAAAAAAUGGACUCUAAGACUGUGAAGACAUUACUCAAUGAAAUCCCAGAGUGGCUUAUUGGUCCAGAGGAAAAGAAUAGCUUGGUCAAAGAUAUAGAUGAACAUAAUUUGGAUAGCAUCAAAGAAAUUGUAGCUCAUGUAAAAAAUAUCAUUCAAGUAAAAUUAAUGGAUGUUGAAAGACAUGUUGCAACUACUGAAAAACAUGAAUGUGAAGCUACAUCUGAAGGGGGUACAUCAGGCAAGGUUGUUCAAAGGAUUUCAAAAAUCACUAUAGAUUCCAAAAAAGUUGAAAACCAAAAGAAAGUAGAGGAGAAAAAAAACGCUUGUGAAAGUCGCAAGCAAAAAGGCAAGAGCAAAAAUCCUCCUUACACCAGAUCACCAUCGCCUUCAUUAAAAAUGCGCUCACCAUCACCCACAUUUAUCACCAUUGAAUCCACAAGAAGAAUUGACUCACCACAGAAACGAGUGCCAUCACCUCCUCCAAUACCACCUACUCCACCACCACGCCGGUCUGAAACACCUACAUCACGUUUAAGCAGAGCUUCUCCAUCACCCUCUCUAGGAAGAGCCAGUAGUCUACCAAGGCUCAGAGAAGCUACAGCUAAACUUUCUCCUGAACCCUCACCUGAUCUCAUGCAUUAUCCUGGGUCAGUCACUGGGAGGAAGACGGAGAUUGUGGAAAUUCCAUCCUCAUUUCAGUGUCAAAUUAAAACUGAUUCUAAGCCUGCUGAAGAAGGAAGGAUUCUGAAAGAGCGUAAAGUCUCUGAAAGUUCAGAGGAAUUGGCUAAACUUUUUCCUGGACCAUCACCGUCACCUGAACCUGUACAUCGUCCUGGGUCAGUCACUGGGAGGAAGACUGAGAUUGUGGAAAUUCCAUCCACAUUUCAGUAUCAAAUUAAAACUGAUUCUAAGCCUGCUGAAGAAGGAAGGAUUCUGAAAGAGCGUAAAGUCUCUGAAAGUUCAGAGGAAGUGGCUAAACUUUUUCCCGGACCCUCACCGUCACCUGAACCUGUACAUCGUCCUGGGUCAGUCACUGGGAGGAAGACUGAGAUUGUGGAAAUUCCAUCCACAUUACAGUAUCAAAUUAAAACUGAUACUGAGCCUGCUGAGAAUGGAAGGAUUCUGAAAGAGCAUAAAGACUCUGAAUGUUCAGAGGAAGUAGUGGACCUUUCUAGUGGACCCUCAGCGUCACCCGAUCAUCUACAUCGCCCUGGGGCAAUCACUGGAAAAAAGUCUGAGAUUGUGGAAAUUCCAUCCACAUUUCAGUAUCAAAUUAAAACUGAUUCUAAGCCUGCAGAAGAAGAAAAAAUUUUGAAAGAGCGUUCAGUCUCUGAAAGCUCAGAGGAAGUGGCUACAAUUUUUCAGGGACCCUCACUGUCACCUGAAAAUGUACAUCGUCCUGGGUCAGUCACUGGAAAGAAGUCAGAGAUUGUGGAAAUCCCAGCCAUAUUUCAGUGUAAAAUUAAAGCUGAUGUUAAGCCUGCUGUAGAUGAAAGGAUUAUGAAAGAGCAGAAAGGCUCUGAAUGUUCAGAUAAAGUGGUUAAACUUUCUAGUGGACCCUCAGCCUCACCCGAUCCUGUCCAUCGUCCUGGGUCAGUCACUGGGAGGAAGUCUGAGACUGUGGAAAUUCCAUCCACAUUUCAGUGUCAAAUUCAACCUGACACUAAGCCCGCUGAGGAUGGAAGGAUUCUGAAAGAGUGUGAAGACUCUGGAAGUUCAGAGGACGCUGUCUCAGUAAAGGUGUCAUUAAUUCAACACAAUACUCAGAAUGAACAGAAAAGAAGCAAUUAUAUUCCUGAGCAUUUAGGGACAGAUAGAGAAGAAGGUGAACCUAAGGUACAAAAGACAAAAGGUUUCAGCAAAGAACUUGAUGUCCUGGAACAGUCUGGCAUUAAAAGAGAAGCCUUAGACAGACCAGACUAUAACAUCAAGGUUGUAAGAGAGCAAGGUUUCUCUGUGAAAGAAGAGAAAAAGAAACAGGAGGAGCAGGUGUCAAGUGUGAGUGAAAUCAUGCCUCAGGAUUCAAAGCAUGAUCAACAGUCAUUGAUGCGGCUCUCCCAACAGACCUCACCUCUGCCUCUGCUUAAAGACGUAAUGCUGGAAAAGCCGGCCAAUCCGUAUGACUUCUCAGAGACAGAAAACAUUAUUGUCAGUGAAGCUGGUACAAUGAUUACUGGGACAAUAAGCAUGACAACAAUAUCUGAACAUUCUGAGAGUGUUGUCUCACAGCAUGCUCCGUUCUCGUAUGCUGAUGCUGUGAAGAAAAAGGCUCCAGAGCUCAACAUAUCCCCUGAGGCCUCUGCUGAAGAAUUAUUGAAAAAAUUUCAUGAGAUGUGGACUGAGAGUGAGAGUGUGUUUAAAAGCCUAGGCUACAGUGUCUCAGAUUCGAGUUCCAAAGUCGGAGAUGUGCACAGUGUGUCGGACGAGAGUGUAUCCCAUGGAUGGUCUGAUAGCAGACAAAAAGAAAUUCCAUAAAUCCUGUUUCUUCUGUGAACACUGCAAAAAUAAAUUAAGCCUUGGAAACUAUGUCUCUCUCCAUGGACAUUUAUACUGCCCACCGCAUUAUAAGCAGCUCUUCAAAUCUAAAGUACAUUUUGAUGAAAAAAUUGGACAAAGGUCUCAGAAGGAACUGCUGACUGAAGGGAAUUUAAUGAAUGCCAUUUCUGAAGACCACGAUUGCAGAUAUUCCCUUUCUCAAAGCAGCUUCAGUUCUGUGUCCGACAUCUAUGAAAAAGCAUCAAAAGUACAAGAAAAAUCUGAUCAAUACCCCCAAAAAUUAAAUAAACAUUGUUUAGUUUGGCCUCCUCACGCUGAGCCACCAAAGAAGACCUUUACCAUGGACCAAGAAAUACAGUUAGUAAAACCAGUGUGGCCUCCCACACAGUCUACGAAAUCUCCAAAACACCAGCGACGAAAAGUAUCACAGAUUAUUACUCUUCAUACAUAAGACAUUAAGGCUACUGGGUGCUUCAGGACUUCAUAUUUGUUGAAUUCCGCACAAGAAUGACAAAAUGAUCAAAGGAAAAUCUAAAAACAGGUGAAUAAAUAAUGAGGAAUGAGCACCAAGAGCAAGGGAAUAAACUUUAAUGAAUCUGAGAUAGUAAUAAAAGAAAAAUGGAUGAUGUGGCCAGAGAAGGAAAGUGGUAAAUAUUGAUGAGGAUGUGAUGAGCAAGAAGAAUGACGUCAAUGGAGGUACUUAAGGUUUGUGGUUAGAAGGAAGGUUUGUGGAUGAAAUGGAGAAGGAUGUGAAAUAAUUUGAAAGACAUUUUGAAUGGAGACAAGGAGAAUGAAAUACAGUAGCAUACAAAUUCGUAAUUCACUCUGCAAGUAAACUUGAUAGUACUCAAAAUUAGUUGAUCAUAUAGAGAAUUAGUGUAAAAUGAAUUGGAUAACAAGGUGCCAUAUGUCAAGAUCUCAAUAUGUGCCGCAUUAAACACUUUAGUCUUAUAUAAGUUAUAGCAUAUUGUUACUGUUUUUGCUUAGAAAAACUAAUAUCCAUUUUACUUUUUCAUUUUUAUUUAUUUAUUUAUUUUUUUGACAGUGUCCAUGGAGAGAGUACUGAUAUCAUACAGAAUUUUGCUUUCCCAAUUUGCCCAAUUUUUGUAUUCUGUCUAUGGUAAGAUUUUAUCAUGACUGUUGCUCUGUAUGAUCAUGCCUUUGGAAGCACCUGGGGUGCAGUGUAGCAAUUGAUUAAACUGAGUAUAUAAUUCUUCUUAUGUAAAUGUCAUAUCUAAUUAGUAUUUGUUUAUUUUGGUCACUGGUGUCCUACUCUAAACAGAAAAUAUUUUUAAAUGGACAUUCAUUUUUAGAAUAGUCUUUGUUUGUACAAGAGCAUUCCUGAUCAUUUAAUCGGGUCAGGCUGGUUCACUGGUGCAUCUUGCAAAUUUUUUGAUCUAAGAAAAAUAAACAGCUCUUAUGUUCAAUGCAUAUGAUGUAUUCAUUACCAAGGCAUAUUAACUCAUUCAUCAUUAGGAAAUGCUUUAUCCUGGAUCUGAAGCCUAUCCUGGGAACACUGAGGGUUCACGUCUUUUAGCCCCGCUGUUCAGUAUACAGGGCACUGAUGACCGAGUUGGCUUUUUUAAGG
Tachysurus fulvidraco (yellow catfish) is the source of this 12540-nucleotide messenger RNA. RefSeq names its product xin actin binding repeat containing 2b (gene xirp2b). Lineage: Eukaryota; Metazoa; Chordata; Actinopteri; Siluriformes; Bagridae. The record is from RefSeq and is a predicted model, not a curated record. Bases 285 to 10931 code for a protein of 3548 amino acids. Gene Ontology annotation, biological process: actin cytoskeleton organization; actin filament organization. Gene Ontology annotation, cellular component: stress fiber; focal adhesion. The transcript has 9 exons. Gene Ontology annotation, molecular function: actin filament binding.